AUGGGGGAACAUCCGUUCCAAGAGAACCGGAAGACCGGGGCUAUGCAGGGGACCACCACGGAAGACCAGGACAGCAAUCAGACGAGGCUGCCCGUCAGUCUAUUCCUGCCCGACCAUCACUUAGAAAUCCCAGGGCUUCCUGGAACGGCGACCACUUGGGUCUCAUGCCAUUUACUUGGUUUUCUACAGGAUGGGUUUGGGGGAACAGCUUGCGAAACCUGUGCUGAUGACAACUUGUUCGGGCCCAGCUGUUCAGCAGUGUGCAGCUGUGUGCACGGAGUGUGCAACAGUGGGAUAGACGGUGAUGGAAGCUGUGAGUGCUACUCUGCGUACACUGGCCCCAGCUGUGACAAGCCCAUCCCUGAAUGUGCAGCCUUGCUCUGCCCCGAAAAUUCCAGAUGCUCACCUUCCAGCCAAGAUGAAACGAAACUGGAAUGCAAAUGCCUUCCCAAUUACCAAGGCGAUGGCCACUACUGUGAGCCCAUCAAUCCAUGUUUACAAGCAAUCUGCCAUCCUCAUGCUCAUUGCACGUAUCUGGGACCGAAUCGGCACAGUUGCACAUGCCAAGAAGGCUACCACGGAGAUGGCCAAGUGUGCUUACCAGUAGAUCCCUGCCAGACUCACUACGGAAAUUGCCCUACAGAGUCUACAGUGUGCAUAUAUGAUGGGCCCGGACAGUCUCACUGUGAGUGUAAAGAACAUUACCGCAAUUAUGUCCCUGGAGUGGGGUGCAGCAUGAUCGAUGUCUGUGCGUCUAGUAACCCCUGCCAUAGGAACGCUAACUGCACUACCAUCGCACCAGGCCAACCCAAGACUGGUGGCGCUAUCGCCACCCUCUCCACCAUCACCAUCCUAGUCAUCGUCCUCACCAUCUACCAAGUACUGAGCUUUUCCUAUGUGUCUGUCACUGUACCAGCUGUUCUUCGUGCAUCGUCUCUUCCAUCGACAACCCUAAAGGUCAAAGAGCUCUUGAUGGAUAAGGAGGCUGCUCAGUACUUCGUGAAACUCCACAUAAUUGCUGGGCAGAUGAACACCGAGCGUAUGAAUAACACAGACACUUUCUACACCUUGACUGGAAAGUCAGGAGAAAUCUUCAAUGGCGAUAAGGACAAUCAAAUAAAACUUAAACUCUAUGGAGGCAAAAAGACGGUAAAAAUUAUACAGGGGGACAUAGUUGCUUCCAAUGGGCUCCUGCACAUCCUUGACAGAGCCAUGGACAAGAUGGCACCCACAUUUGAGAGCAACACUAAGCAAACCAUAAUGACAAUGCUACAACCAAGAUACAGCAAGUUCAGAUCUUUGUUAGAGGAAACCAAUGUGGGACAUGCCUUAGAUGAAGAUGGGGCUGGUGGACCAUACACCAUUUUCGUUCCAAGUAAUGAAGCAUUAAACAAUAUGAAGGACGGCACUCUUGAUUACCUCCUUUCUCCAGAGGGAUCUCGGAAGCUUCUGGAACUCGUCAGAUACCACAUUGUCCCAUUUACUCAGCUGGAAGUGGCUUCUCUUAUUGUGAUCCCACACAUUAGGAGCUUGGCCAACCAGAUCAUACAGUUCAACACAACCAACAACGGACAGAUUCUGGCAAAUGAUGUGGCCAUGGAAGAGACAGAGGUCAUUGCCAAAAACGGCCGAAUCUACACCCUGACUGGCGUCCUCAUUCCUCCCUCCAUUGUGCCGAUUCUGCCCCAUCGAUGUGAUGAAAGCAAGAGAGAGAUGAGACUGUAUCCAGCUGGCGUCUCACAUUGGCCAAGACCAUUAAGACACUGGCAGGGGGGUGCUGGGAGAUCAUUCUUCAAGGUCCACCUGCUGGAGCACAGAGCCCAAAAGAGGGACAGGUGCCUCUACAUGGCGGAGAAUCAAUCAGAAACCUCAGGCCGGUGGACGGUUGAUCUGACCGUGAACAAGGGAGAAGAGGGGGCUGCUCUGAGCAAGCUCAGUUCCAGCUCCUAA
This is a messenger RNA of Odobenus rosmarus divergens (Pacific walrus), 1950 nucleotides long. Its product is annotated as stabilin 2. The transcript is spliced from 16 exons. The record is from RefSeq and is a predicted model, not a curated record. NCBI's taxonomy places the organism in Eukaryota, Metazoa, Chordata, Mammalia, Carnivora, Odobenidae. The coding region runs from base 1 to 1950 and encodes 649 amino acids.